Musa acuminata AAA Group (dessert banana) is the source of this 2569-nucleotide messenger RNA. RefSeq lists its product as uncharacterized. Bases 298 to 2328 code for a protein of 676 amino acids. Gene Ontology annotation, biological process: RNA processing; intracellular calcium ion homeostasis. Gene Ontology annotation, molecular function: RNA binding. NCBI's taxonomy places the organism in Eukaryota, Viridiplantae, Streptophyta, Magnoliopsida, Zingiberales, Musaceae. The transcript has 5 exons. Gene Ontology annotation, cellular component: perinuclear region of cytoplasm. The record is from RefSeq and is a predicted model, not a curated record.
AUUGGAUCGAACCAAACUGCAAUUAGGGUUUGGUCCUGUCUGCGUGAUACGCAUUGCUUCGACGUAUCGAAACAAGAAUUCUCGAUCUCCACGGUCGGCGUCGCCUUCACUGGUUUCCCACCGGCUGCCCCAUCCAUCCUCAGCGUUCCAUCCUCCGCCGGCCGCCGGGGUUCGUCAAAUCUCAUCGGCACCGGCCACCAGCGGUGGCAAGCGAUCUAAGGUCUUUUUUUUUUAGAAAGGAGGAAACACUAUCAACACUCAGCAUCAAGUUGUGGAUUCCACUUAAAUAACAUAUUGAUGGAUCGACAACCUCCUGAGUACGCAACAGCCAUGGCCUUUGCUCAGCAACAACAACAGCAGGCAAACAUGCCAUCACAACAACAGUUUGGAUUCCAUCCACAAACUCAACAAUUUCCACACCAAGUACAUGGGCCGGCUUUCUUGCCUCAUCCCUCUCUUCAACAAUUCCCUCCUUAUCAUCGUCCUUUUCCAUUGCCACAGCAGCUCUAUCCUCAUCUCCCCCUCAAUCUCCAACAACAACAACAACCACCACCUUCCUUUGCGCCUCACAAUCCACCACCUCAUCUGAUGCCUCCACCUGCUUACUCACACCCAUAUGAGUCAGCUCCUCCACCAGCUGCACCUCCUUCAGAUCCUGAGCUCCAGAAGCGGAUUGAUAAACUAGUUGAAUAUGCUGUCAAAAAUGGCCCUGAAUUUGAAGCUAUGAUUCGCGAUAAGCAACAUGAUAAUCCUGCUUACAGCUUCCUGUUUGGUGGUGAGGGUCAUAAUUACUAUAGAUACAAGCUCUGGCUGUCAAAACGGCAAUCUGGUGCACCCUUCAACCAAUCUUUCACUCCUUCAUCGAUGCCUAUGAUGCCUAAUUCCGUGUUAAAUUCGUCUGCCCUGAAUCUUCCUCCCUUAGGCACUGCAGUUGGUCCUACAGGUUCUUUGUUGGGAGCAUCUCAGUUACAUCAACCUUCUUAUCCACUCUUUUAUGAUCAGCAUCAACCAGUGCACUCCCAAACAUUCAUCGGACAACCUCGAGCUGAUUAUGAACCAUCAACUAAGUCAUUUAAGGGCCUAUCAGGGCCACUUCCAUCUGAUGUUGCUGCAGAGCUUAAUAGUGUGCUUGUGAAUCUUUCCGGCACCAAGGAAUCAAUUAAGGGAGCCAAAAUGUGGUUUAUGCAAAGAUCGCCUUUUGCACCGGCUCUGGCUGAAGCCCUUAGGGAUGGUGUCUUUUCUUUGGAUGAUUCUGAGAGACAGAUACAUAUAAUUUUUCUAGUCAAUGAUAUUCUGUUUGAGAGCUUGCAACGUCGGAUCAAUCCUCAAGAACUGGACAAUGAAGCACUUGCAUUUAGACCUGUGUUAGGAUCCAUGCUUGCAAGAAUUUACAAUAACCCACAUAACAAAGAUGCUAAUCAGCCUCGUCUGGAGAAGAUUUUACAUUUUUGGGCAUCAAAAGAAGUUUAUGACCAGGAAACUAUUACGAGUCUUGAGAGGGAAAUGACUGGUGGAUUACCAUUUCGGUCAGCAGCACAGAAGGAACUGAUAGCUGGAUCGGAUCCCUCGAAUUUCACAGGUGUAACUGCUCAUCAAUGGCCGGAUAAGCAAAGCUCUGAUUUGGGUUCCCUUGGUCAACAAGAUACCAAUAAACAUUUUCCUCCAACUUCAGCUUUGCCAUUUGCACCCGCUGUGAGUCAGCAACUCGCAAUGAACCAACUACCCAGUGGUGUUUAUCCACCUGCUGCUCAGACUUCUCUUUCAGGAACACUACUAAUUCAGACACCCAUAGCUCAACUGCAACCCAACGCCGCACCUAGCACAACCGAUCAAGCUCCUCCACCUUAUCCACUAUUUCCACCUGGCCUUAUCCCUGGCAUGGUGCGGAAGAUGCAGAUUGGUAGUGGUGUACCCUACUCUCCUUUGAGCCCUCUUGAUAUUCCAACGGUGAUUCCCCCGUCCACUGUGCCUCCUUCAGAGACUCUUGAUCGUGUCUCCAAGUUCUUUAAGGAGAUCGGGGAGGUCAACCCAUCAGAAGGACCAAUGAGACAGUCUGAAUCAAAAGAUGAAUACCAUGAGUAUGAGAGGGAAUCUCCUGUUCGAAAGGGAGGGGCAUGCAUUCCUCCACCUACUAACCUGCAGCUGGACCCUGAAACUGGAGCAUAUGCCGACGGGAGUGUAGACCGAAGUAGUUCAGGGAGAUUGGGACUUGGAGCCACUGCAAAUCCCAAUGAGGUGAGCCAGUACGAUGAUGUCUACACUUCCUAUCGAAAGCAGCGAAGCACCAACUAUCAUUCUUCUAUGAGUGCGAAAGCUGGAACUAGGUGAGGAGGAUAUUCAUGCAACCUUCGUUAGAACUCUGUUUAAACAUGAUUAGAAGGUGAAAUUGAAGUCUCUUGCCGAUCCUUAAGCUGCGUCAGAAGCUUUAGAUGUAUGGUAAGAAUGUCGCCAUAUGUUUAUAAGCGUCCAGCAAAAUUAUUGUACAUCGUCAAGAAGGCUUUGUACUGUUUUUAGGCAUUUUUAAUUAAUGUCGUCAUUAAAGCAAAAACAUUAAUAUUUUUCUGAUCUA